AUGUUUGCACCACGAUUCGCAACUUCACUUGGGUCUGUCGGUCCUUCGAAUCGCGCAUCACAAUGUCUUCGUCAACAACGAAUACAAGCUCCACGGUCUAGUAAACCUGCUACCAGAAACUCUGUAUCAUGUCGAACACAACAGCAAAGAUGGCAAUCGACACGAGCACAACCGAAGAUAAAGCCACCUAAAAGUUCACUCUCGAGGAACGUCAAGAUUCUCUUUAGAGCUCAUCCAUAUGGCAUGACUGGGGCUACCAUAGCUAUCGGCUUCGGAAUUUUCUGCCUAGGAUAUAUCAAUUGGUGGUAUAAUGCAUACAUAGUCAAUGGCUUCAAGGCCUUUCCAGAGCCCGUAGCUAAGCCACUCCGAAGAGCCCUUUACUACACCAACAUGUCUCUUGAACCUAAGAACGCUCUUAAAUACUAUAAAGAGGCACUACGAGUUGCCGACGAGAUUGGCAUGGAUCCAUUCUGCGACGAAUAUCUUGGCAUCAAAAUCGCGGUUUGCAUUUUAUUAGAGAAAGUCCAAGCCUAUGAUAAGGCUAUUGGAGUAUAUGAAAUUAUGAGAGAGGAUUGUGGGAAAUGGAUGGAAAAACUAGGGGAUUUGGAAAGGAAUAUUGGAAAGAGAACGAGAGUUCUUAGAAGAAUGGUAGAGUUCAGCGUCAAGAUCGCUGAUUUGUACAAUGGGGAAUACGUCUUGCAGCCGGACAAGGCCGAGGAAAGCCUGGUAUACGCUGUGGAGACUAUAUUGAUGGAACAGAUGAGGAGGCAGAAAGAAGGAGUGAGACUCGGAGAAGAGGUUUGGUUAUCGGAUGAAGAAAUGGGCGGGACUUUUGAAACUCUUGCACAUCAUUACGAAGAAACCAAUAAGCACCAUCUUGCCGCACCCCUAUUCCUACAAGCUAUAGCACUCUCUAUUCCCGCCACCUGUCACACAGCCGUCCUAAUGAACAAUCUUUCUAUAUCCCUAGCCCAACAAAAUCCUCCACCAGAACCAGGCCAACCCAUAAUAUCCCGCUCCCAACAAAUCCAAAAUGCCCGCGCGUGGGCCAUUAAAUCCUUAGAAAUAUGUGCCAAAAUCUCACCACCAGAAAGAACUGAAGAAUGUGAUCUUGGCUGCGCAGUUGCAACACAUAAUCUAGGAGAAUUUGCCGAAAUGGAUGGUAAUAUCAAGGAAGCUAGGAGAAGAUAUCAAGAAGCGAAAAGUUUAGCGAGUGCGAUGGGGUUUAAGGAGGGAGAGGCACAGAGUGAGGAGAGAUUGGCAAAGAUUAUUGGGAGCACGGAGAUUAUAAAUCCAAAUUAA
Messenger RNA from Sclerotinia borealis F-4128, 1302 nucleotides. Lineage: Eukaryota; Fungi; Ascomycota; Leotiomycetes; Helotiales; Sclerotiniaceae. The record is from the annotation of a GenBank genome assembly.